UGCCGUAAAGCGGUGUGCCGUAACGCAGUCAUUGUUGUUGUGAGGAACUGUACCUGUACGAGAAGAAGGAUGUGGAUAUUAAAAUUCAAUAUCUGGGCAUUUUUGUUGUUUUUUUGGGGACAGCAUACGGUACUUGCUCUUCAAGAUGUAACGGCCGACCUUUUCGGUGCCGAAAAUUACGGGACGGUGGCGGCGUUUGGAGAUUUUUACGCGGAUAAGCAGACGGACAUCUUCAUCAUCAGAGGGCAGUCUGAACUGAUGAUAUUCUUGGCUGACUCGAAAAUGCCUUACUUCAAGCCCAAAGUUAACAUCACGAAGGACAUCUUCCCCAGGGACACCGUUAUCACCAGCGUGGUUCCUGGGGACUAUGACGGAGACUCCCAGAUGGAUGUCCUUCUCACCACAACGAUCCAGAACUCCAAGAUGACCAAUGUGUUCAUCUUUUGGGGCAACAACCAGACUUUAGAUCUGAGUGGGAAGCUCAUGCUCAACAAGAACUUUACGGAUCAACCUCUUGUUAUGGAUUUCAAUGGGGACAUGAUCCCGGACAUCUUCGGAGUCACAGAUUCCGAACCACCCCUCUACACUGAAGUGUGCUAUCUCACCAAAAGGGUUCAACAGUGGGAGAAAGCACUGAGCUCACCUGUCAACAUGCGCAGCCCUCACUCCAACGCUUUCAUUGACCUCAACAGGGACUUCACCGCUGAUUUGUUCCUGACAACCAAAGGGCCUAAGUUUGAGACCUGGAUCAGCAAGGACGGGAACUUCACCAGAGAAGAAGUGAUGCCGUCAGAUCCACCAGCCCAAAUUAUCGGACAGUCCUCCUUCGUGGACUUUGAUGGUGACGGCUACCAGGACCACCUCCUCCCCGUCUGUCUGGAUGCCACCUGUCAAAGCGGCGCCAUCUACAUGGUCAAGUCGGGCUCAAAAGAGUGGGUGCCGGUGCUGCCCGAUUUCCAUGGCAGAGGGACGACCUGGAGCUUUGUGCUGGGGAAACACAGCCAGCCCUUGGCGCUGCACUUUGGGGACUACAACCUGGACGGCUUCCCCGACGCCCUGGUGGUCCUCCGCAAUACCAGCGGCAGUGGUCAGCAGGCCUUUCUGUUGGAGAACGUUCCCUGUAACGACGCCAGUUGUUAUCACGCUGGGAGGAUGUUCCAGAUCCUCUGGGACCAGUCGGAUUUGGGAGCCAUCCAAAAUGCCGUCAUGGCAACGUUCUUUGACAUCUAUGAGGACGGUAUAUUAGACAUGCUGGUUCUAAGCAAAGCAGAGGACAAACACGACUUGAUCAUCCACGCUUUGAAGAACAAUUACGAGGCGGAUGCCUACUUCGUUAAAGUGAUGGUGCUCAGCGGCCUCUGCUUCAAUGACUGUCCAGAAGAUGUCAAGCCUUUUGGUGUUAACCAGCCAGGCCCCUAUGUCAUGUACACCACAACGGACUCCAACGGCAACCUAAAGAACGCCUCAGCCGGUCAGUUGAGCCAGUCGGCCCACUUCUCCCUGCAGCUGCCCUACACUGUGCUGGGCCUCGGGCGGAGCGCCAACUUCCUGGAUCACCUGUUCGUCGGCAUCCCCCGGCGGCCUGGAGAGACGGAGAUAAGGAAGAAGGAGUGGACGGCCAUCAUUCCGAACUCUCAGCUCAUCGUCAUCCCCUUCCCACACAACCAACCCCGCAGUUGGAGUGCCAAGUUGUACCUGACUCCUAGCAACAGCGUGCUGCUGACGGCCAUCGCGCUGAUCGGGGUGUGCGUCUUCAUCCUCGUCAUUAUCGGCAUCCUGCACUGGCAAGAGAAGAAAGCGGACGACAGGGAGAAGAGGCAGGAAGCCCACCGGUUCCAUUUCGAUGCCAUGUGAAGGAGGAGAAGUGAUGGGAGAACGUUGUCGCCCCCUACGCCUCAUCUCCCCCCCCCCCCCCCCCCCCCCCCCCCCCCGCGCGCGGUUUCACACCCGUCUCGUUUCAAGGGCCAAUAAACGGAUGUUGGUUUGCCCCAAAAAACGUUUAUUUUUGAUAUUUCUCAGUCCUUCAGUCAGGUGUGAAAUAUUUAUGUUCCAUUUGAUUUAUGCAUGGCGGUAAUAGAUGUACAGCAGCUCCAACACAGCCACGGAGACACAGGGAACUCCUGACACCUGUGGUCAACAGCAUGAUGAUCAGGGGAUCAUUUUGAAUAAGAAAUUAUACCAAUUUAUGUUGACAACUGUUAGUUUAAUCACUGGAAAGGUUCAAAAUGUGUCAUAAUACUUUAAAUAUGUGUGUGUUGGCUUUUUUUUAAGUUAUGGAAUUCUUCUGAUUUUAUAACCUGUGAAAUUAAAGUGAACUGUAUUGUAUGAUAUCAAUCUGGGCCUGAGGCAACGCAACGUGGACACAUGUAACAUCGAUCUCAACAAUCUCUUCGGGGUCUGCUGAGUGCAAAUUCUUCUUUUUCUCAGUGGAUCAUAUCAGAGUGCCAAAAAUAUGAAAAAUAAGUUUCUAAUGCUUUUGCAUCGAGGGUCAAAUGGUCUCAAAAAAACGUUUGCACAUUGAAGCGUUGAAUAAGGCACAGUGUAGUUGACUCGAGAUGUGGUUCUAAUUUGCCAAGGCGGUAUAUUUAUUUCACUAGAAUGAGCUAAUGUCUUUCUGAGCGGUUUGGACUUUUUACUAAUAAUUAAUAGCAGACGUAUGUAAUUUAUUUAAUUUUGGCGAAUUAUUUUACAGAUGAAUGUUCAAGCUAUUAAAUGUGUUUACUCACUGAGGUUGAGAAUAAAAGGUUUGUCCUGCUUAAAUCCA
Pungitius pungitius (ninespine stickleback) is the source of this 2764-nucleotide messenger RNA. RefSeq names its product integrin alpha FG-GAP repeat containing 1 (gene itfg1). Lineage: Eukaryota; Metazoa; Chordata; Actinopteri; Perciformes; Gasterosteidae. The transcript has 18 exons. Gene Ontology annotation, cellular component: plasma membrane. The record is from RefSeq and is a predicted model, not a curated record. The coding region runs from base 70 to 1854 and encodes 594 amino acids.